Messenger RNA from Cordyceps militaris CM01, 1425 nucleotides. Its product is annotated as NADH-ubiquinone oxidoreductase 49 kDa subunit. The transcript is spliced from 3 exons. Gene Ontology annotation, molecular function: quinone binding; NADH dehydrogenase (ubiquinone) activity; NAD binding. Lineage: Eukaryota; Fungi; Ascomycota; Sordariomycetes; Hypocreales; Cordycipitaceae. Gene Ontology annotation, biological process: mitochondrial electron transport, NADH to ubiquinone. The record is from RefSeq and is a predicted model, not a curated record. The coding region runs from base 1 to 1425 and encodes 474 amino acids.
AUGGCUACGUUGCAAAGACUGGCCGCCUGCGGCGCCGCCGCCUCAAGGCUGGCCCUACGUCCCGUCGCCGCCCGCCACACAGCCGCCGCCCGUUGCCUGUCGACGACGCGCGCGCGCCCGUACGCCACGACCGAGCACGUCGGGACCCGGCUGGUGCCCGUCGACGAGGACUUUGCCAUCAACGAAAACAUCUACGGCCUCCAGAACGCCGAGCCCAAGACGAAGCGGCGGUCCAAGGAGAACUCGGUCGAGGACCGCAAGGUCCGCCACUACACGGUCAACUUUGGCCCGCAGCAUCCCGCCGCCCACGGCGUGCUGCGGCUGAUCCUCGAGCUCAACGGCGAGGAGAUCAUCCGCGCCGACCCCCACGUCGGCCUGCUGCACCGCGGCACCGAGAAGCUCAUCGAGUACAAGACGUACCUCCAGGCGUUGCCGUACUUUGACCGCCUCGACUACGUCUCCAUGAUGACCAACGAGCAGUGCUUCGCCCUCGCCGUCGAGAAGCUGCUCAACAUUGAGAUCCCCGACCGUGCCAAGUACAUCCGCACCCUGUUUGGCGAGAUCACCCGCAUCCUGAACCAUCUCAUGUCCGUCCUCUCGCACGCCAUGGACGUCGGUGCCCUGACUCCCUUCCUGUGGGGUUUUGAGGAGCGAGAGAAGCUCAUGGAAUUCUACGAACGUGUCUCCGGUGCCCGCCUCCACUCCGCCUACGUUCGCCCCGGAGGCGUCCACCAGGACAUCCCCGUCGGCCUCCUCGACGACAUCUACCAGUGGGCCACCCAGUUUGGCGACCGCAUCGACGAGACCGAAGAGAUGCUCACGGACAACCGCAUCUGGAUCGAGCGUCUGCGCGGCGUCGGCGUCCUACCCGCCCGCGAGGCCCUGAACCUGUCCUUUACCGGCGUCAUGCUGCGCGGCUCCGGCGUGCCCUGGGACGUCCGCAAGAGUCAGCCCUACGACGCCUACGACAAGGUCGAGUUCGAUGUGCCCGUCGGCACCAACGGCGACUGCUACGACCGCUACCUGUGCCGCAUGGAGGAGUUCCGCCAGUCGCUCCGCAUCAUCCACCAGUGCCUCAACCAGAUGCCCGGCGGCCCCGUCCGCGUUGAGGACUACAAAAUCUCUCCGCCCCCGCGCUCCGCCAUGAAGGAGAACAUGGAGGCCCUCAUCCACCACUUCCUGCUCUACACCAAGGGCUACGCCGUCCCCCCUGGCGAGACCUACUCCGCCAUCGAGGCCCCCAAGGGCGAGAUGGGCGUCUACGUCGUCUCUGAUGGCAGCGAGCGCCCCUACCGCUGUCACAUUCGCGCCCCUGGCUUCGCCCACCUUGGUGGUUUCGACCACGUCGCUAAGGGUCACUUGCUUGCCGACGCCGUCGCUGUUAUCGGUACCAUGGAUCUCGUGUUUGGUGAGGUUGAUCGGUAG